Molecule: messenger RNA, 2087 nt
Organism: Lycium ferocissimum
Lineage: Eukaryota; Viridiplantae; Streptophyta; Magnoliopsida; Solanales; Solanaceae
Product: pentatricopeptide repeat-containing protein At2g01390
Exons: 3
Coding region: 217-1989 (590 amino acids)
Molecular function (GO): protein binding
Source: RefSeq, a predicted model, not a curated record
AAGAAAAAUAACCCCUCAGAACCAAUCUUCCUCUUUCUCCUUCUUAAAUAUAUUUAUGGAUUAAUUCAUUGUAUCUUCCAUUUUAAGGUUGCCACCCUCUUCUCCAUUGAGAAGGUAUUAUAUAACUCUGUCCUAAUGAUGACAACGGAAUUUUGAAUCCUACGAAUCAAAGCAGUCCUACGUCGCAGGUUAGAAUGCUUUAGUUGAACCAGAACUAUGUUUGCUACUCGUGGUGCCCAUCGAUUCACCAAAAAGCUUCAGCCUUUUCUCGGUUUUCCUGUCAAGAGCUGUUUGUUUAGCAAAACUAUAAUUAACCAUGUACAUUCCUUUACGCAAUCAAAACAGAGGAGACCUGUACAACAAGUUAUUCGACUGGGGAGCAAGUCCACCAAAUCUGUUCAGAAGCAAGACAUAGAUGUCCCUAAAGUUUUCAUGAGGGAUACAAUUACAAGAAUAUCACACAUACUGAAAUUUUCAACUUGGGAUUCUGCUCAGGAGCAGUUGAUGAAACUUCCCAUAAAAUGGGAUUCCUACACUGUCAAUCAAGUUCUCAAGACCCAUCCUCCAAUGGAGAAAACCUGGUUGUUUUUCAGUUGGGCGUCUAAAUUAAAAAGCUUUAAGCAUGACCAGUUUACCUACACGACUAUGUUGGAUAUUUUUGGGGAAGCUGGAAGGAUUUCAUCCAUGAACUAUAUCUUUAAGCAGAUGCAAGAGAAAGGAAUCAAGAUAGAUGUAGUGACCUAUACAUCCCUUCUUCACUGGCUUUCCAACCAUGGGGACAUUGAUGAGUCGAUUAAAUUGUGGCAGGAAAUGAAAGAUAAAGGUUGUGUUCCUAAUGUUGUUCGCUACACUACAUACAUGAUAUGUUUGUUUGAUCACAAUCGAGUUAAGGAAGGAACUAAGAUAUACAAGGAGAUGCUUCAAUCUGGUUGUUCUCCCAACUGCCACACAUACACUGUCCUUAUGGAGCAUCUUGCUAGUUCUGGAAAGUUUGAUGGAGUUCUUGAGAUUUUCAGUAAAAUGCAAGAGGCAGGGGUCCAACCAGAUAAAGCUACAUGCAACAUUUUAGUGGAAAAAUGCUGCAAAGCUGGGGAAACACAAGCAAUGAUGAAAAUUCUUCACUACAUGAAGGAGAAGUUUCUUGUUCUGCGUUAUUCUGUCUAUCAAGAGGCUCUCCACACGUUGAAGAUGGCCGGGGUGAGUGAUCGGCUACUUAGGGAUGUUAACCGUCAUCUGUCCUUAGAAGAAUUCAACCAAGAUCAGAUUGACGAAUCAGAUAGAACUGCUGAAAGUAGUCACUUUACUUUGGAUGAUAGGAUGAUUUUGUACUUGUUGAAUAAGCAAAGUCUUCUUGCUGUUGAUUACCUACUAGAUAGCUUGAUGGAUAAGCGUCUCAAAUUGGAUACUGGAAUAAUCUCAACUGUAGUUGAGGUAAACUGUAACCGUGGUAGAGUAAAUGGUGCUUUUUUGGCCUUCGAAGUCAGUGUGAAAUUGGGCAUAACCAUUGAAAGAAUUACGUAUCUCACCAUGGUGGGCGAACUUAUUAGAACAAAUUCAUUUUCAAGGGUGGUGGACAUUGUUGAAGCAGUGGUUGGGGCAGGCCUAUCAUUAGGGUCAGAACUAACUGCUCUUCUGAUACAUCGGCUUGGCUGUGCUAGAGAGCCUACUUCUGCUGAAAAGUUAUUUAGCAUCAUACCUGAUCAGCAGAAGAGUAUUGCUGUAUAUACUGCUUUAAUAAACACCUACUUCACUUGUGGGAAUGCUGAUAAAGGGCUUGAAAUAUUUGAGACCAUGAGAAAGCAAGGGAUAAAUGUGGCCUUAGGUACAUACUGUGUCCUGUUGAAUGGUCUUGAAAAAAAUGGCUUAUUUGAUAAAUUACAAUCUUAUAGGAAAGAAAAGAAAAUAUUUAAAUCUGAAAGCUGCAGUAGAGAAAUGUUAAUGGAGGAAACAGUGUGUGAUCUUCUUUUUGCUGGAAACUUAGACGGUUGAGAUGCAAGAUAUGGGUCUCUGGACACUUUUCAUGACUGAUUGAAGUAUUUGGUGUACAAAUUAGCCGUUGGUUCAUAGCUUGAGUUGUACUAGAUGUA